Messenger RNA from Aaosphaeria arxii CBS 175.79, 2652 nucleotides. Its product is annotated as glycoside hydrolase family 31 protein. Gene Ontology annotation, molecular function: hydrolase activity, hydrolyzing O-glycosyl compounds; carbohydrate binding. NCBI's taxonomy places the organism in Eukaryota, Fungi, Ascomycota, Dothideomycetes, Pleosporales. The coding region runs from base 1 to 2652 and encodes 883 amino acids. The record is from RefSeq and is a predicted model, not a curated record. Gene Ontology annotation, biological process: carbohydrate metabolic process. The transcript has 5 exons.
AUGUUUCUCAAAGGCUUCACGCUACUGGGCCUUGCGCUCGCCACCUAUGGACGUGGAUUUUCUGUCCGCCGUCAAAGCCAAUCGCUCGAAGACUGCCCGGGAUACGCUGCCUCCAAUGUCCAGGAUGACGGGUCCAAGAUUACUGCAGAUCUUACCCUCGCUGGUGCAGCGUGCAAUGUGUAUGGAGAAGACAUAUCCAAUCUCAAACUAGAGGUCGUAUACCAGACUGAAAGCCGACUCCAUGUCAAAAUAUACGAUGCGGAUGAGCAAGUGUAUCAAGUACCUGAAGAUGUAUUCCCUCGUCCAGUCAGCAAGGACAUCGACCCAUCAGACUCUGCAUUGGAGAUCACAUGGGUAGAGAAGCCUUUCUCAUUUGCAAUUCGUCGAAGGGAUAGCAACGAGACCCUUUUUGAUACUUCUGCAGCUAGUUUCAUCUUUGAGUCACAGUAUCUACGCCUUAGGACAAGCCUUCCAGAGGCACCCCAUCUUUACGGAUUGGGAGAACAUACGGAUCCGUUUCACCUGAAUACAACUAAUUACACCAGAACUCAAUGGAACCGAGAUGCAUAUGGUACACCUGAAGGCCGCAACUUGUAUGGGCACCACGCAAUUUACUUCGAUCAUCGAGGUGCAAACGGCACUAAUGGUGUUUUCUUGCUCAACUCCAAUGGCAUGGAUAUCAAGAUUGACGAUACUGAUGGACAGUUCCUCGAGUACAACACUCUUGGUGGAAUCGUUGACCUCUAUUUCUUUGCCGGACCCACUCCCAAGGAAGUCAGUGCACAAUAUGCUGAAGUUGCCGGAUUCUCAGCGAUGCAGCCUUAUUGGGGACUCGGCUUCCACCAAUGCAAGUAUGGUUAUAGAGACGUAUUCCAUGUCGCUGAGGUUGUUGCAAACUACUCAGUCGCCAAUAUUCCCCUCGAGACAAUGUGGACAGACAUCGACUAUAUGUACCUACGCAAAGUCUUCACUCUAGAUCCAGAACGAUUCCAAUUGCCACUUGUACGCCAGUUGGUCGAUCAUCUUCACGCACACCAGCAACACUACGUUGUAAUGGUUGAUCCUGCCGUUUCGACAAGAGAUAACGACGCCUACUCGAAGGGUGUUGAAGCUAAUAUCUUCCAUCAAUACGAGAAUGGCUCACUGUUCCAGGGUGUUGUAUGGCCGGGACCUACUGUCUUCCCUGACUGGUUCCAUCCAGACACUCAGAAAUACUGGGAUGAUCAAUUCCUCCGCUUCUUUGACGCAGAAACGGGUGUGGAUAUUGAUGCUUUAUGGAUCGAUAUGAAUGAAGCAGCUAACUUCUGUCCCUUCCCUUGCGCUGAUCCAGACGGGUUCGCUGAUGAAGCCGGCAAUCCUCCUGACCCACCACCAGUCCGUAACAACUCCGCAAGGCCUGCGAUACCAGGUUUCCCUCAGAACUUCCAGCCCACCAUCCCAACGAGAAGAUCUCUGACUCGAAGGCAAUAUGAAACCGGGAAAGCUAUUGGACUCCCCGGUCGUGACCUUCUCAAUCCGAAAUACACCAUCGGGAACUUGGCUGGGUCGAUCAGCAAUUUGACUGUUCGGACCGACAUCAUCAAUUAUGGUGGCUCGGCUCAAUAUGAUACGCACAAUCUUUACGGAUCCAUGAUGAGUGUAGCCAGCAGAAAUGCUCUUCUCGCCAGACGUCCAGGCAGGAGACCGCUUGUCAUCACACGAAGCACCUUUGCCGGCGCCGGUGCCCAUGUCGGAAAGUGGCUUGGCGACAAUCUUUCGCAGUGGGAUCAUUACCGAAUCUCUAUCGCUCAGAUGCUGGAAUUCGCAGCACUCUAUCAGGUUCCGAUGGUUGGAGCCGAUGUAUGCGGAUUUGGAGGAAACACGACAGAAACCCUCUGCGCCCGUUGGUCGAUGCUAGGUGCAUUCUACCCCUUCUUCCGAAACCACGCUCAGAACGAUGCUGUGUUCCAGGAGUUCUAUCAGUGGCCAACCGUAGCCGAAGCUGCCCGCAAUACCAUUGCGAUCCGCUACAGGCUUCUGGACUACAUCUACACACACUUCCACCGACAAAGCACCACCGGUGUUCCGCUACUUAACCCAUUGUACUUCCUCUACCCAGAAGACUCCAACACCUUCACCAUCGACUUGCAGUUCUUCUGGGGUGACGACAUUCUAGUCUCGCCAGUCACCGAGGAAAACUCCACAGCCGUCUCCAUUUACCUGCCAAACGACACUUUCUACGAUUUCUACACCCACGAAAAGGUCGAAGGCACCGGCUCCUACGUCAAUCUAACCGACGUCCCAUUCACCAAGAUCCCUCUCCACGUGCGAGGCGGAAGCAUCAUCGCACUACGCGCCGAAAGCGCCAACACGACCACCGAGCUCCGAAAGCAGGACUUCGUACUUUGGAUUGCGCCUAAUGCCACUGGUCACGCAUCUGGGUCGCUGUAUCUGGAUGAGGGUGAUGCUAUCGAGCAGCCAGAAACGUCGGAGAUCCAAUUUACUUACGAUAAUGGAUCCUUCAAGAUGACGGGGUCGUUUGGAUAUCCUACGGAUAAUGUCAUUGCGGAUAUCACGAUCUUGGGCCAGCCUCAAGCUCCUAAGGUGUCUCUUCUUCAGGAGGCUAUUCCGUUGACAGAGGAGUGGAGUCGGGAUUUGGACGUGAAGUGCUGA